Messenger RNA from Styela clava, 2234 nucleotides. RefSeq names its product 2Fe-2S ferredoxin-like. Gene Ontology annotation, biological process: P450-containing electron transport chain. Gene Ontology annotation, molecular function: electron transfer activity; 2 iron, 2 sulfur cluster binding. Lineage: Eukaryota; Metazoa; Chordata; Ascidiacea; Stolidobranchia; Styelidae. The record is from RefSeq and is a predicted model, not a curated record. Gene Ontology annotation, cellular component: mitochondrion.
UGUAUGAGAGUUUUUAUCUAAAGUAACACCAAAUGCUUGGAUUACGAACAACAGCACGGGCCUUGCGGUCAUGGUGUAACAGGACUUUAACGAAUUCAAGUGCAGUGAAAUCAGAUUCAAAAACAAUGUACUUUAGCAAAAAACUAUCUUUUUCGAAUAUUAAUAAAUCCUGCCGUUCUCAAUCUAACUUAAACUUUUGUGGAAUAAAUAAAAGAGAUUAUUCAUCAACUGCAACUCAAGAACAUGAAGAAGGAAGAGAUGCAUCAUCUCCAGAAACUGUUCAAAUCACAUAUAUAGACCGUGAAGGUGAAACCCAUGUCAUUGAUGGUAAAGUUGGUGACAAUGUCAUGUAUUUAGCCCAGAGGCAUGAUUUGGAGGUUGAAGGGGCAUGUGAGGCAUCGCUGGCAUGUUGCACAUGCCAUGUUUAUGUCAAGGAUAAGUAUUAUGAUAUGUUGGAAGAACCAACAGAGGAAGAAGAGGACAUGUUAGACCUUGCACCAUUUCUUCAGGAAAAUUCUAGACUUUCAUGCCAAAUAAUACUUUCUAAAGAAAUAAAUGGAAUUGAAGUUCAAUUGCCAUCAGCCACACGGAAUUUUUAUGUUGAUGGUCAUAAACCAAAGCCUCAUUGAUAUUGAAUUAUUUGAAUACCAUUAAACCGGAGUAGGAGUAUAUAAAUUCAAGCAUAUAUUUUAAAAUUCUAGAAAUCGCAAAAGUUCUCAUAGCACAUAAUAAUUCAAGUCACCAUGAAAUGAAAGUUGGCUAUCUAAGAAGCAUUUAAUCAUGUUUCACUGUUUUAUAUUUACAACGGACUGAUCUUCAUUACAACGGGUCGCGAUGGCCUAGCCCUAGUGGUUAAAGCAUUGGACUUUAGCAUAAUCUAAUCAUAAAAGGUUGAAAAUCACGGGUUCAAAUGUCAUACUUACUCACCCAGUGCAUAAUAAAUUGAGUGGGCAAUUAAUGGCUUGUACAGAGCCUUGUUCGUGAUGGAAGGAUAUAUAUAAUGUUGAAUAAAAAAUAUAUUAGAUUGAUCUAUUUUAGUAUCUUUCUGUAGUUAUGGCCAUAUUAAGCCUUUAUUUGGUAUAUUAUUUAUUAUUGGGCGUAAAAAUUGAGUUACUGGUUUUGAUGACUAACUAAGGGCUGGAGAAUAUAAUCAUGUUAGGUUUUUAAAUUGUUUGGGUCGGUAUUCAAUACUGCGAGUAAUUACCGUAUUGGUGUAAAAUUCACCCAAUUAUUUUUAAUCUUAUUGUAUAUUGAAUAAUAUGCAUGAUAAUUUUAAAUGCAUAAUUGCCAUUUUUGUGCUUAAAUAUAAAAAAAAAUUUCUGAAUGUGAAGUAAUCAUCGUCUUGAAAUCUCAUAUUGGAAUAGUUUUAUUCUCCCCCUUGAUCGUCUACUUUUUAUUAACAAUUUUGUUGGUCAUUGGGCCUUAUUUUACGAUAUAUUGAGCUAGGGAUGGCUAAAAAAAAUUCACCAUGCUUAUUGAGACAUAUUAUAAUAUUGUUUUUGAUUGUGGAAUAUAUUUUAAAUUGGGUCAUAAUCAACAGAAGUCAAAGUAUUUAAAUUUGGAGUUGUAGAAAGUUGAGAAGAACUGUGAUUUAAUUAGUACUCUAUUUUUAUAAUUUUUGGAAAUUGGGACUUUUCGAUCAUACUGGGAUUCUGUGGAACACCAAUUGCCUUACCAAAUGAACUAUUCUGAAUUGUUCCAAUAAAUCAAGAAUUUUUUAUAUGGAAUAUACUGUAGUUGGUUUUCAAAUCGAUUGGAAUAUUCGAUUCGCUUUGUGACAUCCCUGCACUAAAUUUAUCCAUUGUAUUUAUUCUCCCAAGAGUGAGUAAAAAAUCCGGUUCAAUGUACAUAUUCAGCUGAAUGUACAUGAUUUUAUUAUAUAAGAUUUGCCAUUUUUCGACCGCUGUGGAUGCAAUUGGUACAAAAGAAACAUAAAUCAAGUUGUUUGACCACCAUUUGCCUAGAAUCUCUACUCGAAAUCUGGACACAUUAGGUAGGUUGUACCUUCUUGGCCAAUGAUUUUCUUACAAAUGCUGCUCAUGACAGUUUUGCUGUGUUAUUUUGAUGACAUUUGUUUGUAAAUUCGAGGUAACAAAGUUCAAACUGAUCGAUAUACUCCCAUACUUUCUGUUCUAGGCAGGCCAGAGAGUAUUUGAUCUAACACAAUAAUUGUUCCUCAUUAAAUUGCUUAUUUUCUGUGUUAAUUUUUCACUUUCUGUUGUUUCCAAACCACA